This is a messenger RNA of Strongylus vulgaris, 246 nucleotides long. The record is from the annotation of a GenBank genome assembly. Lineage: Eukaryota; Metazoa; Nematoda; Chromadorea; Rhabditida; Strongylidae.
AUGUCAAAUGUAAUUACUAACAACUAUCUUAUUGUGUCUAACAAUGAUCUUGUUGAUUUUGCCUAUCUGCCACCAAACGCACUAUACGAACUAGCCCUUAUUCGAAUCGCUGAUGGCAUGCGCGACGAGGCGGAAGCUCUUCUAGCAAAAGCUCGCAGCUUUAAAGGUUUUCCUUUGGAGAACAAACUACACUUCCGCAUUCACAGUGCCAUGGAAAAUCUAGGUUCACGAACACCUAUGGUGUGA